This is a messenger RNA of Cylas formicarius (sweet potato weevil), 3137 nucleotides long. RefSeq lists its product as uncharacterized. Lineage: Eukaryota; Metazoa; Arthropoda; Insecta; Coleoptera; Brentidae. The transcript is spliced from 2 exons. Bases 269 to 1525 code for a protein of 418 amino acids. The record is from RefSeq and is a predicted model, not a curated record.
UAUAUAUAUAUAUAUAUAUAUAUAUAUAUAUUGUGGAGUCUAUAAAUCCGAAGAAGUGCCUACAUUUUCAGGAAGAGCACUGAUAUACGGCAAAUUAACAACGUUCAAAUUGCAUGUUCGAAAACAAAAUAUUCGUGACGUACGUUCCUAACUAUUGUUUCGUUUAAUCGCAUUUUUCGUUCGAGACUAGGCAAAUAAUUGAAUAACGUGAACAACAGUUUAUUUAGCGAUAAACGGUCGAAAACAUGCGCGCCAUUCAUUUUAACCUAUGAAAUUUGUGUUUAGUUACAAAAUGGACGUGUCCCGCGACAAACACCAACAGAUCCGGCAAUGGCUCGGCGAAAUCGAUGUUAUUAAGCAAGAAAAUUUUAAAAAUAUCGAAGUGACAAUUCUCGGGACAUCCGAAAAGGGCGACGGUUAUGUGGGCGAUAUUAUAUUCACCCACGUGUCCGCGGUUAAAGUUGAUGGGCAAAUCAAAGUUUACGACUUCGUCUUGAAAACUGGCAAGGACAAUAAGGAAAUUAGGGCCAGACUUCCCGUUAGAAAGACCUUUGAACGCGAAAUUUACGUGUACACUACCGUGAUACCGGCUUUUCAGCGAUUUUUACACGAAAAGGGUUUAGAACGGCUCAGCUGCGUGGCCCAAUGUUUUGGUAGUAAGAUGCUGAAAGACCAAGAAAUUAUAAUCUUGCAAAACUUAAAAAAAUCCGGCUACGCCCUUCACGAUAGGCAUAGCCCAUUCAACUGGAAUCACUUGAACCUGACACUGGAAACAUACGCCAAAUGGCAUGCUCUAUCGUUCGCGAUGCGCGAUCAAAAUCCAGAAAUAUUUGUUAGGUUGACCGAGAAAAUGGAUUGUGUUUGGUCAGCAUUUCACAGGACUAACGAGUCGAGAUCGUUAAUGGACAGCUCGAAAGAUAGAGUCGCUAGUAUUCUGAAGCGGCAUAACGAAUCAACAUUAUUGUCCAACUAUAACAAAAUGAUGGAAAGGGGAAUCAAAUACGUGUGGUCCGAUUUGCUAAAUUAUAACGAACAGGAGAGCGUCAUCUUACACGGCGACUGUUGGAACAGCAAUUUAAUGUUUAAAUACGAGACUGAAGGCAACCCAUCCCACGUAGUAAUGUUAGAUUUUCAACUGUCCAGGCCUGCAAGUCCGAUGUUCGAUUUGUCGUAUCACCUCUAUAUGGUCUGUUCUGCGGAUCAACUGGAGAAUCUGUCGAAAAUAUUGUUGCAAUAUCACGGACAUUUAAGUAAAUACAUUCGACAGAUGGGUAGCGAUCCUGACCAAUUGUACCCAUAUUCGAAAUUAUUGGAACAUUGGAGGACGUAUUCGAAAGUGGGGCUAAUUCUGGGCGGAUUCGUGCUGCCUUUAACCUUAACUGAGAAAAAAGAUGUCGUGAGCAUAGAAAAUCUAACCGCUGACACCGUGACUGACGCUGUCGACAAGAUCGAGCCUGAAUCUAGAGAGAAACUGGACAGAAGACUCAUUGCCAUUGUGAAGAACGCACUAGAGUUCAAAAUUUAGUUACAAGAAUUUGUAAAAUUCCGUUAAAAAUGUAUUUAAUUUGUUUGAUGUUACUUAAUACUAUCUUCGAUCAAAAUCAUACGUUUCCUAAUACAUUAUUUAGGUAUGUGUAUAAAAAGCAUCAAGUACUACUACAUUUUAGAACAAACAUUGAAAAAAUAUCAUUGCCAAAUCACCUCAUGCUUCUUAUGUUUACCAAAAAUAUUUAUCCAAAAUUAUAUUGCUGAUCGUAGGUCUUAAAUCUGAAAGUCAUUUUUGGACUCCAUGUCAAGAAAUUUUACAUAUCCGAGAGCACUUUAAUAAAGUCAAUAAAUGAAUAAAAGAAAUGAUAGCCCAGUCGUGACAUGGAUCACAACAAAGACCAAUAAAGAAGAAUAAACAUGUCAAAAGGUUGAGAUAGAUAUAGAUGCAUGCUUAAAGUAUAUACUGCGGACGAAAAAUAGAAACUACAUGGAGUUAAGUGUGUACUUUUGUGUGUCUACUACUGAAACUGACCAGAUGCUUGAUGAUAAAUAAAUAAAGAAAUUAUUAAAAAAUCCUUAAAUUUGUGGUACUGCUUUUAGUUUAUAAGACUCAAUCUUGAAAUGCAAAACGACGCGAAGCUAGGUAUUUAUUUUGAUGUGUAUUAUUUGGGGAUACGGGCUGUGGGUUAGUCAAUUUAGCAUAUACCUAUAAAAUUGUCUUUUCAGCUACAUACUACAAUUUUAUUCAAAAUUGCUAUUGUUGGGGCUGGUCAAUUCAUUGGGAUCAAUUGACCAAUUGAACUGAGGGGCUUUUACUUGAUGAAAAUCCAUUUAACAAAAUAAAUAAGAACACAAAGGUCAUUUUAUCACAAAAUUAUAUAUUUUCAACUCUUAGUGCUUAUUUAUUUUGUCAAUUCAUCACUUCUUAAUUGACUAGUCAAAUUCGAUCAAAUUCUAUUAAAUAAAUGACUGAUCAAUUGACACAAACAAUUGCUGUUAAAGAUUCUUUUGUUUCUUUCAAUUAUUAAUUGUGAAUUUAAGCCAAUCUGUUGUUACGAAGCAGUUCUAGCAAAUUAAACACCUUUAGUGCUGGAUCAUAAUGAAAAUAAAUUGUAGGUAGAUAUACUAAAUACUACAAGUGCAAAGCUAGCAAAUCCAUUCUACUGAACUUAUUGCAGGAGUAUCAGAUUUAAUUUUCCAAACAUUUUACAUACACAUGAUAAAAAAAGAAUAGUCGAAAUGAAACGAAUAUCGAGAACGAAAAUUGAAACGUGUCAACAGUGUAUUCCGAAUUAAUUAUACUACUUAAACAAUAUACGCAGUGAAUUUGUAUAAAACGUAUUACGCGGUAAUGGCGGUUGAAAUAUUUAUCAAAUGGGGGAUAAAAGGAGAUAAAAGAUUUAUAACGUCGUCUACUCGGGGCUAUAAAUAAUUGUUAUUGUAUUGUAAAUGAAAAAAUCAGUUGGCCAUAAUUUUUCUUAUUUUUUUUUUUAAAUGUACUUGAAGAGUAUUUACCAAUUCUGCUUCGUGCGUUCCAAACUCAGAAUUACCGAGUUUAACGUUUCCAAGUCUUUAUAAAUUUAAUUGUUAAAGUUUAAUAUUUGGGACGCCUCUUAUUUUCGUUAUCAAGGUUGAGUAGUACUUGCUCG